AUGGUGGUUUCAGGUCCUCUUUGUUCCAAAGAGCAUCUCAAAAUCUAUCAGGAGUGGUUCAAUUUUGCUGAUUCCGAUGGAGAUGGCCGCUUAACUGGAAAUGACGCUGCCAAUUUCUUUUCUCUGUCCAAUCUUUCUAGGCCCGAACUCAAACAGGUUUGGGCCUUGGCGGAUUCCAAGAGACAAGGCUUUCUUGGCCUUACGGAGUUCAUUACCGCAAUGCAGCUGAUCUCACUGGCGCAAGAAGGUCACCAGUUAAGCUCGUCUGUCCUGAGAGAAACAGAGAGUGAAAAUCUCCCAGUCAUGGUAGGGUUGGAUGACGUUCUAGAGAAAAGCAAGGGAUCGCUAGCCAAGGGAAAGCUGGAAUCAACUGGGACCCCUCAGACACAGUCCCCACCAACAGUCAAUGUAUCCAAGAAAAAAUCUGCAAAGAAGUCCUUCAGCUCUGUUGCCCCAGUUACUUCAGUAGUUGAUGGGUUGAAAAGAUUAUAUUUCGAAAAGCUAAAGCCUUUGGAAGUCACUUACCGUUUUAAUGAUUUUGGAUCUCCUUCACUGACAAGCAGUGAUUUUGAUGCUAAACCGAUGGUCAUGCUUUUGGGCCAAUAUUCAACUGGGAAAACUACAUUUAUAAAACACUUGCUGGGAUGUAGUUAUCCAGGAGCUCAUAUUGGACCUGAACCAACUACUGAUAGAUUCAUCGCGGUUAUGUCUGGGCCUGAUGAGAGAAGUAUUCCUGGGAAUACAAUAGCUGUUCAUGAAGAAAUGCCAUUUACUGGACUGUCAACCUUUGGGGGAGCUUUCUUGUCAAAGUUUGAGUGUUCCCAAAUGCCACAUCCUCUGCUUGACCAUAUAACUUUUGUGGACACUCCUGGAGUUUUAUCCGGGGAGAAGCAACGAACUCAGCGUAGCUAUGAUUUUACCGGAGUGAUCUCAUGGUUUGCUGCAAAGGCUGAUCUUAUACUUCUCCUCUUUGAUCCACACAAGCUAGACAUCAGUGACGAAUUCAAUCGAGUCAUCUCAAGCUUGCGUGGGAAUGAUGACAAGAUACGUGUUGUUUUAAACAAAGCAGACCAAGUUGAUACGCAGCAAUUGAUGCGAGUUUAUGGUGCAUUAAUGUGGUCUCUCGGGAAGAUUUUGAACACACCAGAAGUUGUGCGUGUCUAUAUUGGCUCCUUCAAUGACAAGCCUGUUAAUGAAGGAGCUAUAGGUCCCAUGGGGAAAGAUCUAUUUGAGCGAGAGCAAGAUGACCUUCUUGUGGACUUGAUGGACAUCCCUAAGAAAGCUUGUGAUCGAAAGAUCAAUGAAGUGGUAAAGCGAGCAAGGGCUGCGAAAAUUCAUGCCUACAUAAUGAGCCAUCUCAAGAAAGAAAUGCCAUCAUUGAUGGGCAAAUCGAAAGCUCAGCAGCGACUGAUUAACAAUCUUGAGCAAGAGUUCUCCAAGGUCGAGAAAGAGUUCCAUUUGCCAGGAGGAGAUUUUCCAAGUGUGGAGCACUUUAGAGAGGUUCUGAAAAGUGGCUACCAUAUCGAUGAAUUUGAGAAACUGAAGCCUAGAUUGAUUCAGUCCGUGGAUACCAUGCUUGGGUAUGACAUUCCUGAGCUUUUGAAGAAAUUUAGGAAUCCUUAUGAUUAG
Molecule: messenger RNA, 1629 nt
Organism: Oldenlandia corymbosa var. corymbosa
Lineage: Eukaryota; Viridiplantae; Streptophyta; Magnoliopsida; Gentianales; Rubiaceae
Source: the annotation of a GenBank genome assembly